Molecule: messenger RNA, 1472 nt
Organism: Phoenix dactylifera (date palm)
Lineage: Eukaryota; Viridiplantae; Streptophyta; Magnoliopsida; Arecales; Arecaceae
Product: protein DOG1-like 4
Biological process (GO): DNA-templated transcription
Molecular function (GO): sequence-specific DNA binding
Source: RefSeq, a predicted model, not a curated record
UACUUCCCGCGAACCAAACGAGCCCAGCGUGUGAAACUUAUCCAUUUUAGUUCUUAUACUCAUUGUCCUGAACCUCCUCACCAAAAAGUAGAGCUGAGGAGAUGUAUCGUCUCGUGGCCUCUGCCAACUUCAUGCAAGGGCACACGAGACGCGGCGAACAAGCCACGGGGAGGGGUACAUACCCAAAGCAUCCGGUCGAAGAAAGUCGCAGAACUCCUCAAAAUCCGGCCGCAAGUAUCCGCCGUUUGCCGCCCAGGGAAAGCCAGUCCCGUUCCAGCCCCCGGUCCUGCGGCUAUCCCCCCUCGCGCAUUCCCAAUGGCACGAGACAGGCGGAGGGCAGCAGCUAAGCGGCAAUUAGAUACGGGCCCACCCCCGGAUAUCGCAUCACAACCGACAAACGGGUGCAUCCCCCAUAAGCCUUAUAAGAGGGUUGGUUCUCUGCUCCCCUCUGCCAGGAACGUCCCAUGCCCCAUGGAAUCCAGCGACGGGCCCGAUGCCAUCCCCGACGCGACGCAGAACGGGGAGCCGCGCGAGCAGUUCGCCGAGUUGUUCGAGUGCUGGCUCGCCGAGAGGAAACUCCACCUCCAGGCCCUCCGCGCCGCGGCCUCCGCCCCGCGCCCGGAGACCCCUGACGAAGAAGCCGAGGAGGAGCGCCGGCUCACGCUCCUCGUCAGGCGCGUCCUCGGCCACUGCGAGUACUACUACCGCGCCAAGGCGGCCUCGGCGAAGCGCGACGUGACCCCCAUGUUCUCCCCCACGUGGACCAGCUCCAGCGAGAAUCUCUUCCUCUGGGUCGGCGGGUGGCGGCCGAGCGUCGCGUUCCAUCUAAUCUAUUCCAAGUCCGGCAUCCAGCUCGAGUCCCAGCUGGCCAAGGUCAUCCGGGGGGCGUCCACGCGGGACCUGGCCGACCUCUCGCAGGGCCAGCUCAAGCGCAUCGACGAGCUCCAGCGCCGGACGAUCCGGAUCGAGAAGGAGAUCUCGGAAGAGGAGGCGAGGACCCAGGAGGGCGUGGCCGACAAGCAGAUGGUGUUGCUCUCGCACGUGCUGAGGGAGAUGGGGCGAGACGGGAAAGCAGCGGAGAUGAUGGAGCCGGCGAUGCAGGACAAGAGGGCGGGAAUGGAGAGAGUGUUGGAGAGGGCCGAUGCAUUGAGGCAGGAGACGUUGAAAGGGGUGGUGGAGAUCCUCCGGCCGAUGCAGACGAUCCAUUUCCUGAUCACGGCCGCGGAACUGAGGCUCCGGGUGCGCGAGUACGGGAUGAAGAAAGACGCGGAAAAGGGGACGGCGUCGUCUGGGUGAUCGGAGCUACCCUCUGAUGCGGUUGACCCUGUUCGAAGUUUAACUAAAUACUUAAUCCUCAUGCUGUUAAGGUGUUUAUUUAGUUUGGACCUUUUACUUUCCGCACGUGUGUAUGUUUCUUUCUGCUGAACUACGUUUAUGAGGGCUUAAUCUGAAAAGGCACUGUUCUAUAUCUA